AUGAGCGAUGCCGUUCUCGCUCCGGAGGCUCCGCUAUUCAGCAUCAGCCAUGGGAGCUGUGAAGCUCGCGUUGGUCACGUAAAUGUGGCAUUCGAUGAGCCGAGCAACGCCUCCAGUCAGGAAGGCGGCACAUCCUACCCGGUCGAGCUCAGCCCAGAUCCUGACCCAAUUGACCCCGCACAGAAGCUGGCUGUGGAAGUAAAUCGUGUCCGAUUCACUUACGAAUACGGCAAUCAGGAGAUGGAGGUUCUGAAAGGAAUCAAUCUCUCAGUGCCUGCAGGGAAAAUCUACGGGCUCCUCGGACCAAGCGGCUGUGGGAAAACGACUCUGCUGAAGUGUAUCGUUGGCCGGAAGACACCCCAUGCAGGCAUGGUUCGGGUAUUCGAUGAGGUACCCGCGACACCAGGAGCAUUGAUCCCGGGUCCAGGAGUUGGCUACAUGCCACAGGAGUCUGCUCUAUACCGUGAAGAGACGAUCCACGGAAAUCUACAUCACUUUGGGCAGCUCAUUGGAAUGCCCGAAGAGCUCAUACAGAAGCGUAUCCAGUUCCUCCUCGACUUCCUGGAUCUCCCCAAAAUCAAGAAGAAGGUCGGAAAACUCUCUGGGGGUCAACAGAGACGAGUUUCACUUGCAGUCGCUCUGAUCCAUGAGCCCCCACUCUUGAUUCUCGACGAACCAACGGUCGGCGUGGACCCGCUGCUCCGUCAAGCGAUUUGGAAGUAUCUCGUGACGCUCACCCGCGAUCGAGGGAUGACCGUUAUCGUUACAACUCAUUACGUCGAAGAAGCCCGUCAGGCGGACGUCGUUGGUCUCAUGAGGUCCGGUCGAAUGCUAGCCGAAGAUUCUCCUGAGCGACUCCUGGAGGAUUUCCAUUGCGAAACCCUCGAAGACGUAUUCCUGCAAUUGUGCCUCGCGGAUAAGGAGGAGCGUGCAAUCACAGACCCCCGAGAGAUGCCCGAGGUGAUUGGCGAGAAAAACGACGAUGACACCGUUGCAUCCAUGGAAGUCCAAGAAGAAGUGAGCGAUCCAUACCCUCCUCGGCAGGCACAGACCGCUUUCGAGGCGGUGAAGCGACACCGCGAAGCACUCUGGGAAGCUUCAUCACGAGAGCGGAUAGUUGCUCUCGUGAGGAAAAACAUUAUCCGAUUGAGGAGUAGUAAGCCCUACCUCCUCUUCACUUUCCUUAUACCGUCCUUCGUCACACUCUUAUUCUGCCUCUGUAUCGGGGCCGACCCAUACGAGCUGCCUGUGGCUGUUGUCAACUCAGACCGGAAUCCAGUUCAUUCGAAUGCAUUCCUGAAGACCCUUCCUCGGCACACUAUUGUUCAGCGACUCUACUCGAACCUUGACCUCGCGCUCGCCAGUGUGGCGCGUGGGGAAACUUGGGGCUCCAUACAUAUACGGCAAGACUAUUCGAGGGAGCUGAAGUAUCGAUUUAUUUCGGGAAUCGACGCCGACAACAAGACCCUGGAAGCGUCCACGAUCGACGUGUACAUGGACAUGACUAAUCUGCAGAUUGGCUUCAUUCUUCAGAAGACCAUACUCGAAUCUUUCCGCACAUUCUGUGAGGAUCUCCUGAGAGAAAUGGACAAGAAUGUCAAUUUGGCUCAACUUCCGAUUCAAAUCAAGGAGCCCGUCCACGGUGACAGGAAAUCAAACGCUACCGCUAGGACUUUCAUGACGCCCGGGAUUAUUCUCGCGAUCAUGUACAUCAUGGCCGUGCCGCUGACCGCCAUAUCGAUAAUCAUGGAAAAUCGCGAAGGUACCACGGACCGCUGCUGGGCAGCUGGCGUCAAGCCUCUCGAGGUCAUUGUUUCUCUCGUGGUGUCCCAGUCCUGCAUCGUAUGCGUGCAAUUAGUUUUGCUAUUCGCACUCGUUUUCAUCGGUUUCCAAACUCCCCUCGAGGGCUCAUUAACACUCGUCGUCCUCCUGACCUUCUUGCAAGGCACCACUGGGAUGAUCUACGGACUUCUUAUUUCAUCCAUUUGCGCUGAGGAACAAUCCGCGAUGAUGUUGGCGGUCGGCACGUUCUUCCCGAAUCUCCUCAUGAGCGGUGUAAUUUGGCCGAUCCAGUCGAUGCCACGUGUGGUUCGAGCAGUCGCUUACGGACUGCCUCAAACGAUUCCCAUCGAAUCGCUCCGCUGUAUAAUGUACCGCGGAUGGGGCAUAGACAAAUUCGAAGUAUGGAGCGGGUUUGUCAUAUCAAUCGGCUGGGCUAUUCUUCUCCUGCUCUUUACCCUCGCUGCUUCUAGAGCCAGAAAGUAG
This is a messenger RNA of Galendromus occidentalis (western predatory mite), 2265 nucleotides long. Its product is annotated as ABC transporter G family member 20. The transcript is spliced from 7 exons. Lineage: Eukaryota; Metazoa; Arthropoda; Arachnida; Mesostigmata; Phytoseiidae. Gene Ontology annotation, cellular component: membrane. Bases 1 to 2265 code for a protein of 754 amino acids. Gene Ontology annotation, molecular function: ABC-type transporter activity; ATP hydrolysis activity; ATP binding. The record is from RefSeq and is a predicted model, not a curated record.